AUCUCUUCUUGUUUUCCCUGGCUGCAAAAGCGCCUCCUCCUGUGAGGGGUCCUUCAAUCUUUUGAAGGUCCCCUCAGCUCCUGUGUGCAAACUUUUGCCUGUCCACCUCACCAAUAUUCGUCAUCUUUUGCUGGUUUCCGAAGCCAUUUUUUUUUUCUGGUUCCUCUCCUUCAAAAAUGAAUUGCUUCCCAUGUUUCUCAUCACAAAGAAGCAAGAAGGAAACCGGUAAAAAAGAGCAUGACUCUCCCUAUGACGCCCUUGUUCAAUCAAGAGUGCCUGAAAAUAUGGAGGUGUCCAACCAAGUUGAAAGGGGAAACAUUCCCGUUCAAACAUUCAAUUUUCGAGAGCUAGCCGCCGCAACCAAGAAUUUCCGUCAAGAAUGUUUGUUGGGUGAAGGUGGUUUCGGAAGAGUUUACAGGGGGACUCUUCAGGCAACCGGACAGGUGGUUGCUGUUAAACAACUUGACAGGAAUGCAAUGCAAGGAAACAAUGAGUUCCUUGUUGAGGUUGCAAAACUGAGUCUCUUGCGCCAUCCAAAUCUGGUCAAUCUCAUUGGAUACUGUGCUGAUGGAGAUCAGAGGCUUUUGGUGUAUGAAUUCAUGCCAGGGGGUUGUGUUGAAGGUCAUCUACUUGAUAUAAAACCUGGGAAAAAGCCAUUAGAUUGGAUAACCCGAAUGAAAAUAGCAUAUGGGGCAGCUCAAGGUCUAGAGUAUUUGCAUGAUAAGGCCAAUCCUCCUGUUAUAUAUCGUGAUCUCAAAUCCUCAAACGUUUUGUUAGAUGAAGAAUUCAAUCCAAAACUCUCUGAUAUUGGACUGGCCAAGCUUGGCCCUUCCGCAGACAAGAUGCCUAUGCAGUCAAGGGUGAUGGGAACUUAUGGUUACAGUGCUCCGGAGUAUUCAAGAUCCGGUAAGCUCACAACUACUGCAGAUGUAUACAGUUUUGGAGUUGUUCUACUAGAGCUAAUCACUGGAAGAAGAGCCAUUGACACUACCAAACCUGUCGACGAGCAAAACUUAGUUGCUUGGGCACAACCAAUAUUCAGGGAACCGAAGAAGUUUCCAGAUAUGGCAGAUCCUUUACUUAAGAAGCAAUUUCCUGAAAGGGGUUUGAAUCAAGCUGUUGCAAUAGCAGCCAUGUGCCUCCAAGAUGAACCUGCGGCCCGUCCUUUGAUGAGUGAUGUGGUGACAGCCUUAAGUUUUCUUUCUAUGGCCACAGAAGAGAAUAGUAUUCCUCCCACUCUUCCUCCUUCUAUCUCUUCUAAGUUGCAUUGCAUCUCAUCUAAGCUGCAAUUCUUGGAGCAUAGUGAUACUGGGAAGCUGAAGGAACAACACAACUCUGUUCAUAAUGCUGAUACGGAUAGUGAAUCAGAACAUGAUCAAAAUGAUGAGGUCCGCAAUUCACAAGAGGGAAGUGUUUCUUCGAGCCGCAGUAGCAGUGUGCAUACACCUGGAAAAAGUGCUUUGACUAUUGAUCAUAGCAGAAGAUCCAGUGAUGGAAGUGCUUCUUCCAGAGAAGAAAGCAGCAUAAGUUCAAAUGAGGGAGGUGCUUCUUUGAGCCAAAAGAGUAGUGCGAAAUCACUGUUUUCUUUAGGCCAUGCUUCUUCGGAAGAAACUAGCAGGGAUGCACAUGAUAAAAGUGAUUCUUUGAGCCAAAAGAGCAGUAAUAAUUCACUAUUUUCGUCAAGCCACAAUUACAGCAAGGAAUCACAGGAUGCGAGCUUUUCUCCAAGUCACGAAGAUAGCAGGAAAUCACCAUUCUCAUCAAGCCACAAAAGCAGCAGGAAGUCACCGAAAAAUGAUGAUUAUUUAAGCAGCAGUGACUCAGUUGAUGAAAGUCCCUCUUCAAGUCGUGACAGAAGCAGCAGGAAAUUGCUUGAUAAAAGUAAUUAUGCAAGUCAAAACAGCAGCAUGAAACCACAGGAUGAAAAUGUUUCUUUAGGUCACAAUAGCAGCAGGAAAUCAACUGAUGGAAGUGUUUCUGUGAGUGACAAGAGCAGCUUCAAAUCACAGGAUGAAAAUGAUUCUUUAGACCAUAAUAGCAGCAGGAAAUUAAUUGAUGGAAGUGUUUCUCUGAGUCGGAAAAGUAGCCGGAAAUCCGAGGACGGAAAUGUUUCUUUACGCCGUAAUAGCAGCAGAAAAUCACCUGAAGGGAAUGUUUCUUUGAGUCGCAAGAGCAGCAGGAGAUCACAGGAAGGAAAUGAUUCCUUACACCAUAAUAGCAGCAAGAAUUCAGCUGAUGCAAGUGUUUCUUUAAGUCGGAAGAGCAGCAGGAAAUCACAGCAUGGAAACGUUUCUUUACACCAUAAUAGCAGCAAGGGCUCACAUGAUGAGAGCAAUUCCUCGGGGUCCAGCAGAAAGAGCCGAAGGCGAUCUACGAAGGUAAAUGAUUCACUGAGCUACAGCAGCAGUGAAGGAUCACAGGAUGUAAGCGAAAUAGACCUGGACAACACCCAUCGACGUCCACUUACCUUCACAAAGGCUAAGACAACCGUCUAUUUUUGAGCAAAACACAUUUGUAGGGAGUCAAAUGGGAACAUUUUGGUCGAGAGAGAAGCCAUUUAUGCCACCCAGAAACUGAAGUGACUUUGUCUUCUCUUUAAUGUUUUUGUCUAUGUCUGAGUUACAAGAACUUGUUAUCUUCAUUAUUCAAUUAAAUGUGCAGCAAAAAAAUUCAUAA
Theobroma cacao (cacao) is the source of this 2676-nucleotide messenger RNA. RefSeq lists its product as uncharacterized. The record is from RefSeq and is a predicted model, not a curated record. Gene Ontology annotation, molecular function: ATP binding; protein kinase activity. Gene Ontology annotation, biological process: protein phosphorylation. NCBI's taxonomy places the organism in Eukaryota, Viridiplantae, Streptophyta, Magnoliopsida, Malvales, Malvaceae.